AUGGAAGCCCGCAAGGCUCGUCGUCGAGUGCCGCAGGAGCUGAGGAAAAGAGCCCAGCUCUCAUGUGACAGCUGCAGGAAGUGUGACACCCUGCGUCACGACCUUCCGGCCAAAGCACGACUCUACGGCAGUGUGGAGACCAUCAGUGACCGCCUGCGCUGUCUGGAAGCCAUCGUCAAGGGCGCGUUCCCCGAUGAACCCAUCUCCACCAUCCCCGACCUCCUCGCGCUGGGCCGCAGGAAGGGCUAUGCGAUGCCCGAGGUGUCGACGGUCUCGAAUCAGAAUGAUCUAGACAAUUCUGCUCUACGGCAAUUACCUGCGGAGAAUGAAUCCGCGAGCAGACAGAAACCGGUCCAGUACCGGGACACGCCGCGGCUGGUGCAAGACCCGUCCGGCCGCUCGCAUUAUAUCGGACCGUCGGGCAGUCUGUCCUUCUUCGCUGAGCUGCGAGAGCUGGUCUCUGAACGGCAUCCGUCGUCGCGGUUUGCCUCUGACAACGUCGCCGAAGCGCUCGAGGCGAGAUCGGAGCCGCUCAAUGGCAACAGUCCCCAUCCUGCGAAUGAAUCCCACCCCCAGCUGGCGGCGUCCAGUCCGGCGACCUCGUCUGCAGGCGAGGCCCUGCGGUCUGCCUCCUGUCUGAGGAACGUUCCUCUGGGGACGCUCAACGGGCUGCUGCGUCUCUACUUUGAGAACGUCCAUGCCGACUUUCCGCUGUUCCAUCGGGCCAUGUUUCAGGACGAGUUCGAGCGCUAUUUUCUGUCGAGACAGGAUCCGCGAUCCCAGCUGCGCGCGGACAGCGAGCCCGAUGACGGCUGGCUGGUGUGCUUGCACAUGAUGGUCGCGUUUGGGUGUGUCCUGCAGAGGACGCUGCCUGGAAACGACAGCGUCAACUACGCCCUGCUGCAGUCGGAAUGCUGGAACGUGUCGCGGGCUGCGCUGCCGCGUCUGACAACCAUGUGCGUGCAGUCGCACGUCCAGGCGCUCCUGCUUAUCGCCCUGUAUCUCCACAGCAUCAACGAGCGCAACGCCUCGUGGGUGCUGGCCGGCUGCGCGGCGCGCAUCGCCGUGGCCAUCGGCCUGCAUCGCAAGGAGCUGCAUGGCUCGUUCCCUCUGAUCGAGCGCGAGACGAGGAAACGCAUCUGGUGCACGCUGUACGGCUUCGAGCAGUUCCUCUGUCUGUCGCUGGGGCGGCCCAGCGCGGUCGACGACGACGAGGUGGACGCCUCCGCGCCGUCGGACGACAUGAUGAGCUCGAGCAACGGGCCGCCAGGCUACACGGAGUGCAACUUCCAGCUGCAGCAGCUGUCGAGCAGACUGCGGCGGACGAUGAGCGUGCACAGCCGGCGGACGAUCACCCCGAAGGCGAUGCUGAACGACCUGAAAGCGUGGGAAGACGGGCUUCCGCCGCAUCUCGUCCUGUCGAAGGGACUGCUGGAACAAGCCGUCCCUGCUGCAGGGCCAGAGCUGGUUGUGCAGUACUGCUCGCAGUACCCUGUCCACCAUCUGCGCAGCAUCAUCCUCCUGCACGUCCAGUACCACAGUCUGGUGAUCCUCGCGACGCGGCCGUACCUGCUGAUGCUCAUCUCCUCCAGCUCCAAAAGCCCAGCCUCCAUGCCGUAUCCGUGGGACGAGUCGACCGAAGAAACUUCAGCAAACGAAAUCACCCUUCUCGCGCGGAGCUGCGUGUCGUCGGCGUCCCGGCUGGCGACGCUCAUCCUCAUCCUCGACUGGUGCCGCAUCCUCAACGGCCUGACCUGGCUGGACGUGUUCUACGCGUAUUCCGCGGCGAUGGUGCUCCUCCUGCGCAUCCUGUGGAUCCCGCAUCCGUCCGCGGGCAGACACGAGCUCGAGAGGGAAGAGGCGCUGAAGAGGCGCGCGAACACGCUGGUGACGGAGGUGCGGCGGGCGCUGAAGUCGGUGCCCAAGAGCUCGACGAUGCAGCGGUUUGCGUCGGUCGUGGAGAAUUUUGCAGAUGCAGUGACUGCGAAUAGCAGUAGCAGCAGUAGUGACGAUAACAAUAACAACAAUAAUACCGGGGAAACCCGCCCUGAUUUUGCAGGCCAUACCUUCCCCGCCGAUAACAAUCAUAAUCAUAACAAUACCAGCACCAGCACAGCUCUCCCCAUAGACGGAGUUUCAGUCGACACCACCAACAACAACAAAAUACCAGCAUCAGCAUCAGCAUCAACAUACGACAAUACCGAACCGGACGACGCCCUAACCGAAGCAGCGCGGGUAAUCUCGUCCUUCUCCGACGAGGCAUUACCAACAGCAGCAGGCACGUCGUUUCUGUGGAACGAUUCGUCGAUGCAGUUGCAGUUGCAGUCGCUUACGCAGCAUAUUGUCGACUGGAAUGAUUUUGAGAGGUUUUUGGGGGGGUUUGGGGAGUAUUGA
Messenger RNA from Rasamsonia emersonii CBS 393.64, 2394 nucleotides. RefSeq lists its product as uncharacterized. Gene Ontology annotation, molecular function: DNA binding; zinc ion binding. Gene Ontology annotation, biological process: DNA-templated transcription. The record is from RefSeq and is a predicted model, not a curated record. Bases 1 to 2394 code for a protein of 797 amino acids. Lineage: Eukaryota; Fungi; Ascomycota; Eurotiomycetes; Eurotiales; Trichocomaceae. The transcript has 3 exons.